UGGGGUUACUUCGAAUCUGAGCAUAUAUAUGGACAAGACUGAACUGCUCUGAGUCCAUUUAGGAAGUUAAAAUAUAGAUGGGCAUAUAUGUUCACCUUUCUUUGGAUACUGGCCUUUACCAACCUAUCAUUCAUAAAAUAAUUUUGCUCAUACUUCGCCUUUUUACAAUUAAGGAAAUCAUCUCCGGAGCAGACGUGAUGACUUCAAAUGAAAAUGACACUGAGAAUGUGUUUCUCUGCUAUCCACUCCGGUUGGAUUCCUGUCCUAAAGUACAACGUCUUGCUGUAGUUAAAGUGGCGAUGUAUGUUUUCAUGGUGCUGAUGAUCCUCACAACAGUUUUUGGGAAUCUGCUGAUCAUCAUCUCCAUCUCUCACUUCAAACAUCUACAGUCUCCAACUCAUCUGAUCGUUCGCUCUCUGGCUGCCAGUGAUUGUCUGCUGGGCUCUUUUGUCAUGCCGUACAGCAUGGUGCGAUCUGUUGAAGGCUGCUGGUAUCUGGGAGAUGUUGUGUGUAAAGUGCAUUCUAGUUUGGACAUGACCUUCUGUAUCUCUUCCAUACUGCAUCUCAGUUUAAUAUCUGUUGACAGGUACUGGGCCAUUUGUGAUCCUUUAAGGUACAAAAUGAGGGUCACAAACAACAUUGUGACUGUAUUUACUACCUUCACAUGGUUGUUUUCAUUUGUGUACAGCUUUUAUGUAGUGUUUUCAGGGGUAAAUGCGGUUGGACUAGAGAUGCUUGUAUUGCAGAUUUCCUGUGUGGGAAGUUGUGUUCUGUUUUUUAACAAACAGUGGGGUAUUAUAUGUCCGAUUCUUACAUUUUUCCUCCCUGGAACGGUCAUGAGCUCUCUGUAUAUGAAAAUCUUCCAUGUUGCAAGAAAACAUGCAAAAGUUAUGUCUGAAAGAGUGACUGCGGCGGCAGCAGGAGGGUUGAAGAGCCGAAGCUCUGUUCAAAGAGAAGGAAAAGCAGCAAAAACUCUGGCCAUUGUCAUGGGUGUUUUUUAUUUCUGCUGGCUGCCGUAUUUUACCGUUACUACUCUCGACCCUUUUUUAAAUUAUUUAACCCCAGCUGAUGUUUUUGAUGCUUUGGUUUGGUUUGCAUAUUUUAAUUCCACAUGUAACCCCUUGAUUUAUGGAUUUUUCUACCCUUGUUUUCAGAAUGCAUUCAAGAUUCUUAUAUCCACUUAUAUCUGUGGCAUCAAAUAUUCAAACACCUUGCCUUUUGAAUGAAUAUGAAACUCAUACUAAUUUCAGGCAUCACAAUACUUAUUUUUUUUUCUUUUUGUUUUUUUUAGUUCAUAUAUGUUGAAGUAAUUUAAAUGUUUCUGUUUCUCAUGAACUUUCUGUAUUUACUGGAAGAAGUGAUCAGAUGGGCCAUUAAGAUGGGCUUAGACAUAACACAUGUAAGGCUAAAAUCAAUAUCCAAAAAAUUGUUUUAAAAUAGAGAAAUUGCAGACAAUUGUUUGUACUAUGUUCAGAAAAAUAUAUUCAGUUAUAAUAAAACUGUGUGUGUGUGUGUGUGUGUGUGUGUGAAAUUAACAUUUUAAAUAGAUUUUAAUACAUUAAACUUACAUUUUAAUGGAUUUACAUUAAAUGGUUUCCCUUAAGAAAAGCAUUCACAUUUUGGCAGUUUGAUUUACAUUUCCUGAUUUGGAUCCAGGCAAUUCGAGUAAGAAACUAAGUAUCCUGGAUAUUACAUACCUGUUGAGAAUGUGUUGACAGUCUGUGUAGUUGGAUGGUUGAGCUCCAAAAAAAAAAAAAAAACUGUAACAAAGUGGCUUUGAAUGGAUUUUUUAACAGUUAUAGAUUAAUAAUA
Molecule: messenger RNA, 1812 nt
Organism: Megalobrama amblycephala (Wuchang bream)
Lineage: Eukaryota; Metazoa; Chordata; Actinopteri; Cypriniformes; Xenocyprididae
Product: trace amine-associated receptor 4-like
Exons: 1
Coding region: 78-1226 (382 amino acids)
Biological process (GO): G protein-coupled receptor signaling pathway
Cellular component (GO): membrane
Molecular function (GO): trace-amine receptor activity
Source: RefSeq, a predicted model, not a curated record